AUGAGAAGGGCAAGAAUUUCGCUUGACAUUAGAGAUUGCAUAAUACCGAUCAUAUAUGGUGUUAUUAUUACUCUAAUUAUAAUUAAAUUUGUCUUAUCAAACCCAGCAAUCGAUCCUACAUCUAUUAUUCCGCAUCCUUAUUCAGUAUCUUUCUCUGCAAAAAUAGAAUUAUUCGAUUUGACAUCAUCAUCAGUAGUUUGUUAUGACAAUACAAAACCUAAACUUAAAACUCAAGCUCAAUUUCUUGUUGGUUACAUUUUCGAACAAGCAGGCAUUUCUGUCAAUCUAAUUGGAAAAAUAUCGGAUGACUGCUCUAUAAUAAUUGAUACUGGUUAUCAAGACUCCAAUGAAGAAGCUUAUAACCUUACAAUUACUGAUUAUAAAAUUUAUAUUAACGGAAGUACAAGCAGAGGAUCAUUUUAUGGCAUUCAAACGCUAAGAAAAUUGAUUCCAACUCAAAAAGUAUACAGUGUCAAAUUCUAUCAAGUUGAAAUCAUCGAUAGACCGAGAUUUUCUUUCAGAGGACUUCUUUUAGAUGUCUCACGCUAUUUCCAAACAUUCGAUAAUGUCAAGAGAUUCAUAGAUAUCAUGGCUCUCCACAAUAUGAACUAUUUCCAUUUUCAUAUCACAGAUGACCAAGGCUGGCGCUUUCAAUCAAAGAAAUACCCCAAUCUUACGCUUAUUGGCUCCAUGAGGAACUCCACAAUGAAAGAUGGAAUUCCUCGCGGUGGAUUUUACACACAAGAUGAACUCCGCAAACUUGUUCAAUACGCAGCAGACCGCCAGAUCACAAUUGUACCAGAAAUCGACUUACCAGGCCAUUCCGUCUCUGCUUUGGCCGCCUAUCCCGACCUUGGAUGCACAGGCGGACCUUAUCAUGUUGCACAAAAAUUUGGUCCACAAAUUGACAUUCUUUGUGUCGGAAAUCCAAAUACAAUGACAUUUAUAAAGGAUAUUCUCACAGAAGUUAUGGAAAUCUUCCCUUCAGAGUACGUCCAUAUCGGUGGAGAUGAAGUAAACAAAUUCCAUUGGAGAAAUUGUAAAAAGUGUCAAAGUCGUAUACGAAAACUUAAUUUGUGGGAUGAUGAGAACAGCAAAGAAGAAUACAUGCAAGCAUAUUUCACCCAGGAGCUCGCAAACUUCUUAGCAUCCAAAGGAAAGAAGGCAAUCGGGUGGUCUGAAGCUGCUUAUGUUGGAAAAAUUGGAAAUUUGACGGUUUUGAGUUGGUUGAGGCAUUCAGCGAAAGGAAAAUCAGAAACAUUCGGAUACCCAACGAUUUUGGCACCAACAAAACCAUUCUAUCUUGACUACAGACAGGAAUUCGUCGAUGACUCCACUUAUGUCAUAAAAGGAGCACCUGUAAACACAUUAAGAGAUGUUUACACUUAUGAACCAAUUGAAAAAUUCCACAAAGAUGAAGAUAUAAAGAAUAUCCUUGGUAUAGAGGCUUGUGUAUGGGGAGAAAUGACUCCAAACUUUGAGAGGGUCAUGUACCAAACAUUGCCAAGAGCUGCUGCCACUGCUGUUGCUCAAUGGAGUGAACCUGUAACAAAGAAUUAUAACUCUUUUGUUGGAUCUUUGAAUGCUUUAACAAAGAUUUAUGAUGUCAACAAUUGGACUUAUUUCAAGAAAUUUAGACAAGUGGAGUAUUAA
Messenger RNA from Trichomonas vaginalis G3, 1653 nucleotides. RefSeq names its product glycosyl hydrolase. Lineage: Eukaryota; Parabasalia; Trichomonadida; Trichomonadidae. Gene Ontology annotation, biological process: glycosaminoglycan metabolic process; carbohydrate metabolic process. Gene Ontology annotation, molecular function: beta-N-acetylhexosaminidase activity. Gene Ontology annotation, cellular component: membrane. The record is from RefSeq and is a predicted model, not a curated record. Bases 1 to 1653 code for a protein of 550 amino acids. The transcript has a single exon.